Chironomus riparius is the source of this 6690-nucleotide messenger RNA. Lineage: Eukaryota; Metazoa; Arthropoda; Insecta; Diptera; Chironomidae. The record is from the annotation of a GenBank genome assembly.
AAAAAACAUUAGACCAAUUUUGUGAAAAUAUAAACGCGUCUGCAAAAAUAUAAUAAAACAAUUGAUUUUUAUAUAAUUUAGUGAAUUUUAAGACCUAGAAGUAAGUUUAAACUAUGGCUGACGCAGCAGCACGUCAACUCCAAUACGAGUACAAAGCGAACUCAAAUUUGGUUCUACAAGCCGAUGUCAGAUUGAUUGAAAGACCACGACGAGAUGAAGCUACUGGAGAAGUCCUUACAUUGGUGGGAAAAUUGGAUGGAACUAAAAUGGGUGAUAGAGCUCUGCGUUCGAAACCCGAAAAUGCUGAAAAGAAAGCAAAAGACCGUAAGAAACGUGAUGAAGCACAAUAUGACCUUAAAGGCAUGAAAGGAGCAACAAUAUUGUCAGAAGGAAUCGAUGAUAUGGUUGGAAUCAUUUAUCGUCCAAAAACUCACGAAACAAGACAAACUUAUGAGGUUCUAUUGAGUUUUAUUCAAGAAGCACUUGGCGAUCAACCUAGAGAUAUUCUUUGUGGUGCUGCUGAUGAAAUUUUAACAGUUCUAAAGAAUGACAAAUUGAAAGAUCGCGAUCGUAAAAAAGAAAUUGAUGGAUUACUUGGAACUGUUGCUGAAGAAAGAUUCGCAUUGUUAGUAAACCUUGGCAAGAAAAUUACAGACUUUGGAACGGAAUCAGCUGCAAAUUUAGGAAUAAAUCCAGAAGAGCAACAAAUCGAUGAAACUUAUGGAAUUAAUGUCCAAUUUGAAGAAUCUGAAGAUGAAAGUAUUGAGGAUGAUUUUGGAGAAGUACGUGACGACGAUGAUCAGGAUGAAGGCGAAGAAGCUGUUGGCGAUGGAGUUAUUCAUUCUGAAAAUUUGGGUGCUUCAGAAGGAGAUAAAAAAGAAAAAGCUAUACAUCCACUUGAUAUUGAUGCAUAUUGGCUACAGCGUCGAUUGAGAGACUAUUUCCAAGAUCCACUCAUUUCUCAAUCUAAAGCUGAUGAAGUUUUAAGCAUUUUAAAGAACUCUAACGAUGAUAGAGAUUGUGAAAAUCAGAUGGUUCUAUUACUAGGAUACGAUUGUUUUGAUUUCAUUAAAAUCUUGAAAAAAAAUCGUCAAAUGAUUUUACAUUGCACACUCUUAGCAAAAGCACAAAGUGAGAGUGAAAAACAAAAGAUUCGUGAAGAUAUGAAAAAUGAUUCGUUUUUAUUGAAAAUUUUAAGACAAUUAGAUACAGGAAAAGGUGAAGAUCACGAUGAGUAUGAAGAAAAAAUAAAGUCUAAAAAGCGUCGUUUAAAUGACGAUGACGAUGAUGGUGAAGACAUGAUGAUUGAUGACAAUGAUGGUGGGAAAAUGGAUGGAACUAGAAAAAUCCUUGAAUUAGACGAUCUUGUUUUUACUCAAGGUUCACAUUUUAUGGCUAAUAAAAAAUGUCAAUUACCUGACGGUUCUUUUCGUAAACAACGUAAAGGAUAUGAAGAAGUUCAUGUUCCUGCACUUAAACCAAAACCAUUUGAUGAAAAUGAAAAGUUAAUGCCAAUUGAAAAACUCCCAAAAUAUGCUCAACCAGUUUUUGAUGGUUUUAAGACUCUUAAUCGUAUUCAAAGUAAAAUUUGGAAAGCAGCACUAGAGUCUGAUGAGAAUCUCCUCAUUUGUGCUCCAACUGGUGCUGGUAAAACUAAUGUGGCACUGCUAACAAUGAUGAGAGAAAUCGGUAAGCACAUUAAUGACGAUGGAACGAUUAAUGUCGAUGAAUUUAAAAUCAUUUAUAUUGCACCAAUGAGAUCACUUGUACAAGAAAUGGUUGGAAAUUUCGGUAAGCGUCUUGCAUCCUACAAUAUAACAGUUUCAGAAUUGACUGGAGAUCAUCAAUUGAGUCGUGAGCAAAUUGCUGCUACACAAAUUAUUGUUUGUACCCCUGAGAAAUGGGAUAUUAUUACGAGAAAAGGUGGUGAAAAGACUUAUACCCAACUUGUAAGGCUCAUUAUUAUUGAUGAAAUUCAUUUGUUGCACGAUGAAAGAGGUCCAAUAUUAGAAAGUAUUGUUGCUCGUACCAUUCGUAAUAUCGAAACAACACAAGAAGAUGUUAGACUUGUUGGAUUAUCUGCUACAUUGCCUAAUUAUGAAGAUGUUUCCACUUUCUUGCGUGUUAAACCCGAUAAAGGUCUCUUUUAUUUCGACAAUAGUUUUCGUCCUGUAGCUUUACAGCAACAAUAUAUUGGUGUCACUGAAAAGAAAGCUGUUAAACGAUUCCAAGUCAUGUCAAUGAUUGUUUAUGAGAAAAUUAUGGAGAAAGCUGGACGUCAUCAAGUUUUAGUCUUUGUACAUUCACGUAAAGAAACUGGCAAAACAGCUCGUGCUAUUCGUGACAUUUGUUUAGAGAAAGAUACACUUGGAAGUUUCUUAAAUGAAGGCUCAGCUAGCAUGGAAGUACUGAGACAAGAAGCAGAACAAGUUAAAAAUCCAGAUUUAAAAGAUUUACUUCCUUAUGGCUUUGCUAUCCAUCAUGCUGGUAUGAAUCGUAUUGAUCGUACUUUAGUUGAAGAUUUGUUUUCUGAUAAGCACAUUCAGGUAUUAGUUUCAACAUCCACACUUGCUUGGGGUGUUAAUUUACCAGCUCAUACGGUAAUCAUUAAAGGCACACAAGUUUAUAAUCCAGAAAAAGGUCGCUGGACUGAAUUAGGUGCUCUUGAUGUACUACAAAUGUUUGGUCGUGCUGGUCGUCCUCAAUUCGAUACAAAAGGUGAAGGAAUUUUAAUCACAAAUCAUGGUGAAUUGCAAUAUUAUUUAUCAUUGCUAAAUCAACAAUUGCCUGUUGAGUCUCAAUUAAUUUCGCGACUUCCUGACAUGUUGAAUGCAGAAAUUGUUCUUGGAACUGUUCAAAAUGUAAAAGAUGCUGUGUCAUGGUUAGGAUAUACAUAUUUAUACAUCAGAAUGAUGCGCCAGCCUACACUCUAUGGCAUAUCAUAUGAUAAAAAGAAGGAAGAUGAACGACUAGAAACAUACAGAGCAGAUUUAAUUCAUACAGCAGCUGCACAGCUUGAUCGUAGUGGAUUAGUAAAAUAUGAUCGAAAAUCUGGACAUUUUCAAGUCACUGAAUUGGGACGAAUUGCUUCCCAUUAUUAUUGUACGUACGAGACCAUGCAGACAUAUAAUCAAUUACUAAAGCCAACAUUGACUGAAAUCGAACUAUUCCGUGUCUUCUCGUUAAGCGGUGAAUUUAAAAAUAUCACAGUUCGUGAAGAAGAGAAAUUGGAAUUGCAAAAAUUGAUGGAGCGUGUGCCAAUUCCAAUUAAGGAGAGUAUGGAAGAACCAUCUGCAAAAAUUAAUGUCUUACUGCAAGCCUACAUUUCCCAAUUAAAACUUGAUGGAUUUGCAUUAAUCUCAGAUAUGGUCUAUGUCACACAAUCGGCUGCUCGUUUAGUUCGAGCAAUUUUCGAAAUAGUUUUGCAUCGUGGAUGGGCACAAUUAGCUGAUAAAUGUUUAACGUUGUGCAAAAUGAUUGAUCGACGAAUGUGGCAGUCAAUGUCGCCAUUGCGUCAAUUUAGAAAAAUGCCAGAAGAAAUUGUCAAGAAAAUUGAAAAGAAAAAUUUCCCGUGGGAACGUCUAUAUGAUUUGGAACCAAAUGAGAUUGGAGAAUUGAUUCGCGCACCGAAAUUGGGUCGUACAAUUCACAAGUUUAUCCAUCAAUUCCCUAAAUUGGAGUUAUCAACACAUAUUCAGCCAAUUACAAGAUCAACAUUGAGAGUUGAAUUGACAAUUACGCCUGAUUUUAUUUGGGACGAAAAGAUUCAUGGACAGUCUGAGGCAUUUUGGAUUUUAGUUGAGGAUGUUGACUCUGAGGUCAUUUUACAUCAUGAAUAUUUCUUGUUGAAAGGAAAGUAUGCACAAGAUGAGCAUUUAGUUAAGUUCUUUGUGCCAGUCUUUGAACCUUUACCACCACAAUACUUUUUGCGUGUCGUCUCAGAUCGUUGGAUUGCAUCUGAAACUCAACUUCCGGUUAGUUUCCGUCACUUGAUAUUGCCAGAGAAGAAUUUACCACCAACAGAGUUACUUGAUUUACAGCCAUUGCCAAUUACUGCAUUGAGAAAUAUCAAGUUUGAAAGCAUCUAUAAAUUCCCACAAUUUAAUCCAAUUCAGACACAAGUCUUUAAUUCUGUAUUCAAUUCAGAUGAUAAUGUUUUUGUUGGCGCUCCAACAAGUUCAGGAAAGACAACAAUUGCAGAAUUUGCAAUUUUGAGAUUGUUCCAACAAAAUGGCGAUGGAAGGUGUGUCUAUUUGGUAUCAAAUGACGCUUUAGCUGAUUUAAUGUUUUUACAAUGGCACAAGAAAUUUGUCGACUCAUUAGGAUUACGUGUUGUAAAAUUAACGGGUGAGACAGGAGCUGAUUUAAAAUUAUUGGCAAGAGGUCAAAUUAUUGUCACAACAGCUGACAAAUGGGACAUCUUAUCGCGUCGAUGGAAACAACGUAAAAAUGUCCAAAAUGUCAAUCUAUUUAUUGUUGAUGAAUUGCACUUAAUUGGCGGUGAAGAUGGACCUGUAUUGGAGGUGGUUUGUUCUCGCAUGCGUUAUAUUAGCUCACAAAUUGAGAAACAAAUAAGAAUUGUGGCUUUAUCAUCAUCAUUGGCUGACUUUAAGGACGUUGCACAAUGGCUUGGAUGUAAUGCUAAUGCAACAUUUAAUUUCCAUCCUAGUGUUCGUCCAAUUCCUUUGGAAUUACAUGUUCAAGGCUUUAAUAUUACACAUCAUGCAUCGAGAAUUGCAGCAAUGUCCAAACCAGUUUAUAAUGCCAUCGUUAAGCACAGUCCACAUAAGCCAGUUAUAGUUUUUGUAACAUCCAGAAAACUUUCACGAUUAACAGCUAUCGAUAUUUUAACAUAUUGUGCUGCUGAAGGACAAGCUUCGAGAUUUUUGCAUGCUGACGAAAAUGAUUCAGUGUUUAAGCAGUUCUUGGACAAUAUAUCCGAUAAAACACUUAAAGAGACAUUAUCUCAAGGUGUCGCAUACAUUCAUGAAGGAUUAUCCCCCUCUGAUCGUCGCAUGGUUGAAGAAUUAUUUGAUUCUGGUGCUGUACAAGUCGCUGUUGUGACUCGCGAACUCUGUUGGGGAUUGAGCAUCUCAUCGUAUUUAGUCGUUAUCAUGGACACUCAAUUUUAUAAUGGAAAAAACCACUCGUAUGAAGAUUAUUGUACAACUGAUGUUAUGCAAAUGAUUGGCAGAGCAAAUCGACCGAUGGACGAUGACGACGCAAAAUGUGUAUUGAUGUGUCAGAAUGCAAAGAAAGACUUCUUUAAGAAAUUCUUAAACGAGCCAUUGCCAGUUGAGAGUCAUUUAGAUCAUCGUCUUCACGAUCAUUUUAAUGCAGAAAUUGUUACGAAAACAAUUGAAAAUAAACAGGAUGCAGUUGAUUAUCUUACUUGGACAUUCUUUUAUCGACGAUUAACUCAAAAUCCCAAUUACUAUAAUUUGCAAGGAGUUACACACAGUUAUUUGUCGGAUCAUUUAUCAGAAUUAGUGGAAUCGACGCUUAGUGAUCUUGAACAAUCAAAAUGCAUCAGCGUAGAGGAUGAAAUGGAUACAUUGGCGCUUAAUCUUGGCAUGAUUGCGGCAUAUUAUUACAUUAAUUACACAACAAUUGAGCUAUUCAGUUUAUCACUUAAUAGCAAAACAAAGAUUAGAGGCUUGCUUGAAAUCAUUUCAUCAGCAGCUGAAUAUGAGGAUAUUGUUGUUCGUCAUCGUGAAGAUUCUGUUCUUAAAGCAUUGUCAGCAAGAUUACCGAAUAAAUUAAAUGGUCCAAAUAAUUCGUCACCAAAAUACAAUGAUCCACAUAUUAAGACAAACUUAUUAUUGCAAGCACAUUUAUCAAGAAUUCAACUUAGUGCUGAACUUCAAAGCGACACAGAAUUAAUCCUUGGUAAGGCAAUUCGUUUAAUUCAAGCAUGUGUUGAUGUAUUAUCAUCUAAUGGAUGGCUUUCACCGGCUGUUGCUGCAAUGGAAUUAGCUCAAAUGGUUACACAGGCAAUGUGGAGUAAAGAUUCAUAUCUUAAGCAAUUACCUCACUUUACCAACGAUAUCAUUAAACGUUGUCAAGAGAAAAACAUUGAAGCUGUUUUUGAUAUUAUGGAAUUGGAAGAUGAAGACCGAACAAAAAUGUUGCAACUUGAUGAUAAGAAAAUGGCUGAUGUGGCUAAAUUCUGUAAUCGUUAUCCAAAUAUUGAAAUGAAUUUCGAAGUUGUUGAUAAAGAUGAUGUCCAUUCAGGCUCAAGUGUUAAUGUCGUCGUACAACUUGAACGUGAAGAUGAAGUUACUGGCCCAGUAAUUGCUCCGUUCUUCCCACAGAAACGUGAAGAAGGUUGGUGGGUUGUUAUUGGUGAUCCAAAGAAUAAUUCAUUGCUGUCCAUUAAACGAUUAACAUUACAACAAAAAGCAAAUGUUAAGCUUGACUUUGUUGCACCAAGUCCAGGAAAUUAUGAAUAUACAUUAUACUUUAUGAGUGACUGCUUUAUGGGAUGUGAUCAAGAAUACAAGUUCAGUAUAAAUGUUGGAGAUUAUCAGUCGGACGAUAGCAGUGAAUCAGAUUAAAAACCCUUUUAUAAAAUUUAAUUAUACUGUAGCUGAAAUGAUUUUCAUGCAACAAACUUAUUGAAUAAACAAUUAAUUAAAAAUAUCCUUUAAUAUCGCAGACAAUUUGGCAUUUGAUUUAUUUUUUGAAACG